Molecule: messenger RNA, 1139 nt
Organism: Aaosphaeria arxii CBS 175.79
Lineage: Eukaryota; Fungi; Ascomycota; Dothideomycetes; Pleosporales
Product: S-adenosyl-L-methionine-dependent methyltransferase
Exons: 1
Coding region: 227-1087 (286 amino acids)
Molecular function (GO): methyltransferase activity
Source: RefSeq, a predicted model, not a curated record
CUGCCUCAAAAGUGCUCGACCAUGCACUUUGCUGUAAACCUUCCUUUUUCUUUUUUCCCUCCAAAUCUAUUGCUAUUUCGUCCCAAAAAGACACAAUUGUCGAAAACGUGGCAAGAUACUAGAAAAAUUAGUGCAAAUGGCUUCCCCUUACAAGUGGACGGUUCUCAAUGAGCACGCAUUUCCCCAAUUGCCCGACAUACCUUGAGUUGUGUUUAAGUCUGCUCCAAUGGCAUCCAAUACAGCUCCAGCAAAAUUUCACAUCGAUUACAACGACUCAACAGUCCAAAAUUUUGAGCUCCGGAAUGUGACAACGUGUCUCCAAUACCUCUUUUCAACAUUGCAAGCACUACCACCAGACUUCACUCUCCUCGACAUAGGAUGCGGUCCAGGUAGCAUAACCUUCGACUUAGCCCGACGGUUCCCUCGAGCCAAAAUCAUCGGCCUGGACCAAGAUGCCACCAUCAUCGAGCGCAACAAUUCAAAAGUCGACACCCUCGCACCUGGAUCGCUGCUGGAGUUUCGCACAGGCGACAUCCUGCGUCCAGAAACCUUCCUAAAGCCUGGAGACGCCAAACACUUCGACGUCGUGCACGAGCACACCACGCUGAUCUGCAUACCAGAGAACGCACCAGUGCUGCGGCAAAUGCAUCUUCUCGCCAACCCGAACGGCGGCAUCGUGGCCUGCAGAGACGGCGACACGCAUUCCCAAGUAGUCUUCCCCGCGUGUCCUGAGACUGCAGAGCUGCAGGAGCGCAUCUACCAAAUGAACGGCUUAGACACGCAGACGGGCCGGCGGCUCGUCGCGAAGGCGCUGGAGGCUGGGUUCAGGAGAGAUCAGAUAGUGGCGUCGGCGAGCGUGCUAUCGAAUAUUACGGAAAGGGAGAGAAAGGCGUAUGCGGGAUCGAUGUUGAAUAUUCUAGCGGAUGAGUCUUCAGAGUAUCGUCGUGCUGCGGUGAAAUUUGGGUAUCCGGAUGAGAGGGUGGAGAAAAUGAGGGAGGAGAUGCGGAAGUUCAUUGAUGCUGAUGAUGCGUGGAGGCUGUUGAUUUGUACGGAGAUUAUAUGUACGUUGGAUAAGAGUGCUCCUUAGAAAUUAGGUAUUUGAAAAUAGAACGUUUUGAUCAUUGAAGUAUUCAUAGCAU